Molecule: messenger RNA, 459 nt
Organism: Gastrolobium bilobum
Lineage: Eukaryota; Viridiplantae; Streptophyta; Magnoliopsida; Fabales; Fabaceae
Product: non-specific lipid-transfer protein 2-like
Exons: 1
Coding region: 82-387 (101 amino acids)
Biological process (GO): lipid transport
Source: RefSeq, a predicted model, not a curated record
AUAGUUUUGAGUUCAUAGCAAAGCAAAUCCAAAAUCACUAGCAAAUUAAUAAAAACAUAAGCAGUGAGUGAGAAAGAGAGGAUGAUGAUGAAGAAGGUGAGUACUGCCUCUGGUGUUGCUGUGUGUGCAAUAGUGGUGAUGACACUGCUUGUGAUGGAGGUGAUUCCCAUAACAGAGGCAGUGACAUGCAGCCCUGUGGAGUUGAGCCCAUGCUUAGGGGCAAUCACUUCAUCUUCACCACCAUCAAGCACAUGUUGUCAGAAGGUGAGGGAACAAAGGCCAUGCCUUUGUGGUUACCUCAAAAACCCAAGCCUGAGGCAAUAUGUGAACUCCCCUGGUGCCAGAAGGGUCGCUAGUUCUUGUGGGGUUCCCUUCCCUACUUGUUAAUUUCACUUCUUAUGUUAUAUAUUAUUUAUAUUGGAAUAAUAUUUCUCAUAUCGUAUGCGAUAAAUUUUAUCU